Cladocopium goreaui is the source of this 1302-nucleotide messenger RNA. Lineage: Eukaryota; Dinophyceae; Suessiales; Symbiodiniaceae. The record is from the annotation of a GenBank genome assembly.
AUGAUGCCAAGUGAUUUGGUGCAUUCGGCUAUCACUGACCUGCGAAUCGGACUCCUGGAUGCUGACACAGGCCGUUCGGCAUUAGAUGAUAAUGGAAAUCCUGCUAUUCGGGCACGGAGCAUGGCUGAGUCCGUUCAGGCUGGCUAUUGCUUUCGCAUUUGCAGGUCGGCGUUUGGUUUGCUUCACAUUGAUGUGUUGGACAAAUUCUUUAAUUCGAACUCUUGGCCCCCACCGCCUACUCCAACGCUUGCUGGGACGUCACCCAUCGGCUCCGGGCUUCCAGCUAAGAUCACGAAGGUCAAAGCGUCACCCAUUCGUGACAAAUUAGAUGACGCUGAAAUUGGCAUUCUUGCCCAAAAUGAGGUCGAUGAAACAUUUGCUGUGUAUCGGGGAAGGUAUCCAGCGGCUCCAAGUUCUGAUCGCAAGGAUGCCGCCGAAGAUCGUUGUCGAGCUGAACGCCUUGAACGUGCGCGGCGUCAACUGAAUCGCGCAUUGAUUGAAGGCCAACAUCCGAAUAGCUUCUGUCCGAAGUUGGCUGACAAGAAAAAACAAGAGCAAGGGCGCAACCGCGGGGAAGCUCGAAGAACUGAUGAGUUUGGCUCGGUCCGAGUUCUCCGCUCCGGGCAGCAGCCUGGGGGAUGGGGCGAUCCAGAGGCAGUGGAAGCAAAUCGUAUUGUCUCAAAGAUGAUCGUUUUGAUUUUGUCCCUCCACAAACAAGGAAUGCUGAACUUAUCCUUCUGCACCAAUGCCCUUACGGUGCAGUCAGCCAAAAUGCUACAGGUCCGUGAAGCUUUUGUUGCUGAAUUUGAGGUUCCGCUCUCAGAUGGCCCAGGUCUGCAGCAAGGCUUAUGGUCACAGUUACUUUUUGAGGCUUCUGAUCCAGAGGCUUCUUGCCUGUCAUCAUGGAUUCGUGAUGGCUUUCCUCUGGGAAUCAGCGAAGAAAUUCACAACACGGGCAUUUUCCCAGCCACGGCAGAAAGUUCGCAGGCAAUCGAACUCAGUCGACUAGAAGGGCAUCUGGCUGAUGAUCAGGAUGGGGCUGCUUGCAACUACCGCAGCUUUGACGAAGUGGUGGAGCAUUCCCAAGAUCUGCUUGAUCAGCUUGUUGCUGCCGGCCGCGUCGACGUGUUUGACAGCUGGGAAGCAGUUAUCUCCCGCUUUGGCAAAGAUGCCAAAAUCACCAAGAUGGCACGUGUUGUCAAAACAAAAAAGACGGGCGAGAUGAAAUGCCGGAUCGUCGUGGACAGUCGCCGCAGGCAUCAAUGGCCUCAUGACAGUUCGAGAACGAGUGGUUUUACCUAA